UUGCAAUUCAAACUAUCUGGUGAUAUUUAAGGGUUAUUCUAGGGAGUUUUCUGUCAAAUGUCAAAAUAGUCAUUUUCAUAAUAAAACAAGUGCUUCUAAUUCGUUGUUUGAGUGUUUAUACAGGUUUUUAUUGUUUUUAAAGCUUGCCGAAGUAUUUUCGAGUUACUUAAUGCAAUAAUUCUGUGAUUAUUAAAUAUAAGUAGUAAAGUUUUCGUGCACUAUGGAACAAAUAGUCGUUAAAAAAGAACCUGUCGACAAUUUCGAUGGACCUAGUACAUCUGCUGACCAGGAAAGGCUUUUAACCUCUGGGAUAGCAAUAAAACAGGAGAUCAAAGAAUUGGAUGAUGGCGACAAAUCCAUGGUUUACGACGAAUCGGGGGUGAAAGAAGAAUCGGAAAUGUCCACAGAUGUAGAAAACUAUGUUGAUGAACCCGAGCUAGUUGAAAUAAAAUUCGAAGCCGAAGACAAAACGUUUCUUGACCAAGGAUCUGAAAUCAACGAUGGUGAUGAAGAAAGUGACAAUUAUUCGUCACGCAAUGAAGAAAAAGAUGAGGAUGAAGGCGUGUUUGAGACGAACAUUGAGAUGGAAUAUCAUGGGGUUGAAUGUGAUGAUAUGAGUGGCAAUAAAAAGUUGUUUAAGUGUGAGAUUUGUUUUAAGCGAUAUAAAAGUAAUAGUAGUUUGAAAACGCAUUUAAAAAUUCACGACAAAACCAGUUAUUUAAAAUGUAACUUUUGUGAGUAUUCUGCUGCCAAAUUAUGGUGUUUAAAUACACACAUUGUCACCAAACAUAAAUCAAAAAUUGAGGGAGACAAUAAAAUAAAAAUAAAUUAUAAAAUUCAUGAAUGCUCGAAAUGUUCAUAUUCAACUGUUUAUAAAUCAUCUUACACUAGGCACAUAAAUAAAUGUUUAAAAUUAGAAAAUAUCAAAUGGUAUAAAUGUGGAGUUUGCUACUAUAAAAGUACUCUACAAAUUAAUGUAACAAAUCAUGCAAAAUCCCACAACGAAAUUAAAGAAUUCAAAUGUUUAUUUUGCAAAUAUCAAACCAAUGCAAAACAAAGUUUAGACAACCAUAUUUUAAAUAAACAUUCCGAUUGUUUGAACAAAGACAAUACAAAUUUAAUCACUUGAAAAGUUCAUGAAUGUCAACACUGUACAUUUAAAACCACUGUUAUACAUAGUGUUAAAAGACAUUUAAAAAUUAAACAUUGAUUAAAUAAUUUU
Brassicogethes aeneus is the source of this 1222-nucleotide messenger RNA. NCBI's taxonomy places the organism in Eukaryota, Metazoa, Arthropoda, Insecta, Coleoptera, Nitidulidae. The record is from the annotation of a GenBank genome assembly.